This is a messenger RNA of Diprion similis, 2917 nucleotides long. RefSeq names its product hemicentin-1-like. The record is from RefSeq and is a predicted model, not a curated record. Lineage: Eukaryota; Metazoa; Arthropoda; Insecta; Hymenoptera; Diprionidae. The coding region runs from base 67 to 2787 and encodes 906 amino acids. The transcript is spliced from 12 exons. Gene Ontology annotation, molecular function: protein binding.
AAAAAUAAAAAGUGAGUCACAAGGAUACGGAAAUUAUUAGGAGCAAAUUAUAAUAACGGAGGGAAAAUGUGGUGGUGCGUAAUUGGGACGACGAUUAUCCUGGUGUUAGGAUUCACCGAGGUUCACCCACAGCUUGAUGAUAUAUUGUUGGAACUCGAUAAGCCGAUACCUGUGAUCGACGUGGUGGGUGUCGCGGGUGACAAGGUGCAGUUACCGUGCGACGUGCAGCCGACAGAUCCAGACGACGCAAUAUUCAUGGUGUUGUGGUUCAAGGGGGACGGAAUGGAGCCGAUAUACAGCUUUGAUGUCCGGGAUCGGCAGUUUUAUUCCCCGUCCUUGUGGUCUUCGCCAGCUGCCUUAGGGCCCAGGGCCUUUUUCGUCACCGCUUCGAAUCCGGCCCACCUCAGCAUCGACAGGCUCGAGGUUAAGGACGAAGGAAUCUACCGGUGCAGAGUCGACUUCAAAAAUUCACCGACCAGAAACCAGAAAAUGAAUUUAACCGUGAUUGUCACGCCGGGGAGGCCAAUUAUACUUGACGGAACAACGAAGGAUAUAUCGAGGAUCGAGGAGCCCUACAACGAGGGCGACGACGUGAACCUCAUCUGUGAAACGAGGGGCGGUAAGCCCCCGCCAAGGCUUACUUGGUUCCUCGAAAACACGGUGAUAGAUGAGUCUUACCACUACAAAACCGACACCGGGGUUACCGUCAACCACUUGUCAUACCCCAAAGUUGGCAGGCAGCACCUCAAGGCGCGGCUCAUUUGCCAGGCGAGCAACACCAACCUCGUUCAGCCCCAGUCGAAGCUUCUGAUACUCAACGUCAACCUGAAACCAUUGGUGGUUCAGAUACUGACUAAGGAGCCGCGCUUAUCGGCGGACAAGAAGUACGACGUCGAGUGCAGAAGCACUGGAUCCAGACCGAUGGCUGUGAUCACGUGGUGGAUUGCAAACAGGCAGAUAAAGAAGGCGAAAAAUUAUUCCGCGGAGAAUAACCAGAGUCUGAGCAUUCUGAGCUUCGUCCCGACGAUCGACGACGACGGUAAAUACCUGACAUGUCGAGCAGAGAAUCCAGUGAUACCGGAUAGCGUGAAGGAGGACAAAUGGCGACUUGACGUUCAGUAUCAGCCUGUAGUAACUCUGCGCAUGGGAUCAACUCUGAAUCCUGACGACAUCAAGGAGGGUGACGAUGUGUACUUUGAGUGCAAGGUCAGGGCCAAUCCGAAGGAGUACAAGCUCGCCUGGUUCAAGGACGGUAAAGAGAUGAAGAAUAACGUGACGGCCGGCGUGGUGCUAAGCGACUACUCUCUGGUACUUCAAGGGCUUACACGGAGUUCCGCAGGCGAGUACACCUGCCUGGCUGCUAACAGCGAGGGAAAGACUGCCAGCAACUCUGUACCUCUUCAGAUAAUGUUUGCCCCAAUAUGCAAAGAAGGUAAGGCUGAAAACGUCGUUGGAGCUUUGAAGCAGGAGACAGUGUCGCUGGUCUGCAAUGUCGAGAGUCGACCACCGCCGUUGACCUUCCAUUGGACUUUCAACAACUCUGGUGAACUCGUCGAGGUUGCUCAGCCCAAACACGUCAACGUCCAGCCUCCGGGAACUCCAUCGAUUGCUGAGAGCCUUAGGGAGUAUCAGCGCUUUCAUGGACCACGUCUUAACUACACUCCGUCAACUGAACUCGACUAUGGGAUGCUCGCUUGUUGGGCUAGCAAUCAGGUCGGAAAGCAGCGCACUCCCUGCCGGUUUCAGGUGAUAGCAGCAGGGCGACCGUAUCCUUUGCACAAUUGUACGGCCAACGAGUUAUCGGCGCCUCUGGAGUUCGAGGAUUUGGGACCAAAGUCGGGUUCCGGUUUGGCGGUUAAGUGUAACGAAGGUUACGACGGGGGUCUUCCCAUCCAGGCAUACCAGAUCGACGUUGUCGGGGAAGAAGACGAAGCGUGGAUCGUCAGGAACAAAACCGUGCCUGCUGGAUCUCACGGGCCCAUUUUUGAGGUCGCGGGACUCACCGCUGGACGAAGCUACCGCAUUUUUCUCUACGCGGUCAACGCCAAGGGCAGAAGCGAGGCCACGAUUUUGGAACCUGUCACAUUGAAAGGGGUCGCCAUGUACACCACUGGGAACGCCGAUGCCUCGAUCCUGAGUCCCGUCCUCCUUGGCUUGGCGGCGACGGCCACGCUCCUCGCUCUGGCCGUGGCCGGAGUUCUGGCUGCGCUCUACCGGAAGCACACAACCGGAAGGGGCGGAGGACAGAGUCCGAAGCACGCCCCGAUCGCCAGGGAGCCGACUCAGGCCGGGGUCACGACUCCGAUGCACCCCGGAAGCAAGCAGACGCCGGACGACAUGGACCCCGACAUCAUCCCCAACGAGUAUGAAAGGAGACCCUUGACGUAUACGCCUAUCUACAAAACUCCACCGCAACGUAGAAGAAAGGAUUUACGUUUGGGCGAUGUCCUGCCGGAGGAAAAACCUACCGUCCAACGGAAGGUGGACCUUCAGCCUGAUCCACGACUCGCCGAGAUUGAUUCGAAUUUUCUUCAGAAUCAUCAUCACACUCUUCAUCAUCAGAACACUUACACCCAGCCACCAACGAUGGCUGAUUUCAAACAGAUGGCGAUGGACGCCUACAAUCAGCGAAACAAUCAAAACGUAUACUACAGCCUCCAGAGAUCAAACAAGGGUGUUGCGGGUCUUCCCCAACGGCCGGUGUCGUCCUCGAUAUCCGCCCACGCGAAAUUUCAUCAACCGGAAGUUGUUACCAGAUCGAAUCGAAUACAGGAAAGUUGUAUAUAAGGACGAUCGACGAAAAGUGCUAUCAAGACGAUGUGGAAAAUUAUAAUAACCGACGUCGGAAUAAAUGUCCAAAACAAUCGACGAAACAGACUUUUGAAUAAAAGUAAAGAAAACAAAAAAAAAAAAAAAA